This is a messenger RNA of Mya arenaria, 1128 nucleotides long. RefSeq names its product cadherin-23-like. Gene Ontology annotation, cellular component: membrane. Lineage: Eukaryota; Metazoa; Mollusca; Bivalvia; Myida; Myidae. The transcript is spliced from 8 exons. The coding region runs from base 1 to 1128 and encodes 375 amino acids. Gene Ontology annotation, molecular function: calcium ion binding. Gene Ontology annotation, biological process: homophilic cell-cell adhesion. The record is from RefSeq and is a predicted model, not a curated record.
AUGAACGGGAAGGCGAAAAUACGCAUAAUUGUGGUUUCAACUUUAAUGGAGCUAAUUCGCCGAACAGAUGGUUCCCAUGGUGGCGGCCAGUGUGCGACGACAAGUUAUUUUGGGGAGGAUAAUCCGAAGAGCAAAGAUGACCGCAUAGACUCCAAUGUCGAUUUCACGUACAUGAUGAACGAUCCGAACUACGUCAUCAAUUGUUGCGGCGUCGUAGACAAUUGGGAGGCGUAUUUUGACAACGUUAACACCGCCCGUACCGUCUACUUCCAAGUAUGGCGGCCAACCAGCGGAGACAGCUUCCAGCUCGUCGGACAGAACGCCGUCAGCGUCUACAACGACCCAUUUUUUACCGGCACCAUGUCCGCGACAGUGUCCAAUGCAGUGGCUAUAGGAACGACCUUGGAAACCAUUUCGGUGUCAGACAAUGACCUUGAUGACAUCAGCACGCUCACCGUUUCCAUGGUAUCAAACUCCAAAUACAGCUUCGAUACAUCCACAAUGGUUCUGACGACGGUCGCUAGUUUAGCGACGUUAGGCGACUCUGAAAGCAAGCUGAGGUUCAAAGUGGCGGACCAGUGCUCCAACACCGUCACGGUGACCUUCACCGUCACCAUCACCAACGACCCACCCGAAAUACACAAUCUUCCGAGCUCCGUCUCUAUAAGCGAGGAUGUGACGUCGGAGACGCUACUAUACGUCAUCAACGCGACAGACACGGCCAAUGACGUCACUUGUGAUUUGGCAAGUGGCGUCCCUGCAUCAUACCCGUUCCUUGUAAAGGAGGAUCCAGUGACAACAGAUUAUGGCAUAUACAGCGAGGUCAACCCCGGAUUUAGCUACAACACGAAGAACAGUUACACCCUGGAUAUCGACUGUUCGGAUGGACUUGCUUCGGAUACCGGACAGUUUUACGUGUACCUGGUCCAAAACACGCCUCCAGUCUUUAUUAAUUUACAAAACUCGACGUCCAUUUCGACGUCCGAUCAGAUAGGGACGACGGCGUUCCACGUGCUCGUGAAUGACACCGAGGGUGACGACCUAACGUUAACAAUGACGUGCACUCCCGCCAUCUGCCCAUUCGAUAUAUUCAAUUGUACGUAUUUGCCGAUCAUUAUUGUUUCGUGA